GAAAAUGGUUCAUGUUGAAACUGAAGCAAAAUUAUUGGCUACACUAACACUACUGCUUCUCUUCCAUCUUAUUAUCCCAAUAAUCUCAACAUUUUCCGAAUCAAACCUUCACCAUGAUAUGACCUUGUUAGAUGAGCAAUUAAAAGCGGCGGAGGAUGGUGCCAUUAGAGUGGUGAGAGUUCGGAAAGACGGAACCGGAGAUUUUAAGACGAUAACUGACGCCGUCAAUAGCAUUCCGUCGGGGAACAUGAGAAGAGUGGUGGUGUGGAUUGGUAUGGGGGAAUAUAGAGAGAAAAUAACGGUUGAUAUGUCAAAACGUUUUGUAACGUUUUAUGGGGAAAGGAAUGGGAAUGAAAAUGACAUAAUGCCCAUUAUAACGUACGAUGCAACUGCUUUGCAUUAUGGGACACUUUAUAGUGCAACCGUCGCUGUUGAUGCUGAUUACUUUGUUGCUGUCAAUGUUGCAUUUGUGAACUCGUCUCCUAUGCCAAAUGAAAAUAGUGUUGGAGGACAAGCGUUAGCGAUGAGGAUAUCAGGGGACAAGGCUGCAUUCUACAAUUGCAAGUUCAUUGGAUAUCAAGAUACUUUGUGUGAUGACAAAGGCAGACAUUUUUUUAAGGAUUGCUAUAUUCAAGGAACCUAUGAUUUCAUCUUUGGAAAUGGAAAAUCCAUCUACUUGAAAACUACCAUAAAAUCGGUUGGAAAGGGUUUGAAAGUUAUAACAGCACAAGGUAGGGAAAGCAUAUCAGAAGAUACUGGAUUCACUUUUGUGCAUUGCAAAAUAAUCGGAUCUGGUCACAGGAACACUUACCUCGGCCGUGGUUGGAGGAGGAGCCCUAGGGUAGUGUUUGCCUAUACUUUUAUGGACUCUGGUGUCAAUUCUAGAGGAUGGUACCACCAUGAAUCCAAUGAGACAAUCUAUUUUGGAGAAUAUAAGUGCAUUGGACCAGGUGCUGCUUCUUCCUCUUCAAGUAGGAUACUAUCUGAUGAAGAAGCUAAACCCUUCUUGAGCAUGGCUUAUAUUCAUGGAGAACAAUGGGUUCGCCCACCUCCCAAACUGUAA
Molecule: messenger RNA, 1063 nt
Organism: Trifolium pratense (red clover)
Lineage: Eukaryota; Viridiplantae; Streptophyta; Magnoliopsida; Fabales; Fabaceae
Product: putative pectinesterase 63
Exons: 4
Coding region: 5-1063 (352 amino acids)
Biological process (GO): cell wall modification
Molecular function (GO): pectinesterase activity
Source: RefSeq, a predicted model, not a curated record